This is a messenger RNA of Periophthalmus magnuspinnatus, 1457 nucleotides long. It is a transcript of the gene dpm1, whose product is annotated as dolichyl-phosphate mannosyltransferase subunit 1, catalytic. The transcript has 9 exons. The coding region runs from base 56 to 808 and encodes 250 amino acids. Gene Ontology annotation, biological process: GPI anchor biosynthetic process; protein O-linked glycosylation via mannose. Gene Ontology annotation, cellular component: endoplasmic reticulum membrane. Gene Ontology annotation, molecular function: dolichyl-phosphate beta-D-mannosyltransferase activity. The record is from RefSeq and is a predicted model, not a curated record. Lineage: Eukaryota; Metazoa; Chordata; Actinopteri; Gobiiformes; Gobiidae.
GUCGCCGGAAGUGCUAGCUCCACGGUAUUAGCUUUAGCUCCCGGUGAUUCUCGUCAUGUCGAGCCGAAAAACCUCACCUCCGAGUGGCCACGGCGGGGACAAAUAUUCGGUGCUUUUACCCACGUACAACGAGCGCGAGAACCUGCCUCUAAUCGUGUGGCUCCUGGUCAAAUACUUCGGGGAAAGUGGGUAUGAUUAUGAAAUCAUUGUGAUAGACGACGGCAGCCCAGACGGGACUCUGGAGGUGGCUCAGCAGCUGCAGAACAUCUACGGAGAAGACAAGAUACUCCUUCGUCCUCGAGCAAAAAAACUGGGUCUGGGAACGGCGUACAUCCACGGAAUCAAACACGCCAGUGGAAACUUCAUCUUCAUCAUGGACGCCGACCUAUCGCACCACCCUAAAUUCAUCCCAGAGUUCAUCAGGUUGCAGAAAGAGGAAGACUUUGACCUGGUAUCUGGGACGAGAUACAAAGGUGACGGAGGAGUUUACGGGUGGGACCUGAGGAGGAAAAUGAUCAGCCGAGGAGCAAACUUCCUGACGCAGGUUUUGUUGCGACCGGGCGCCUCCGACCUCACGGGUAGCUUCAGGUUGUAUAAGAGGCAGGUGUUGGAAAGUCUAGUGGAACGCUGUGUUUCUAAAGGUUACGUAUUUCAGAUGGAGAUGAUCGUCAGAGCCAGACAACUGCACUACAGUAUAGGAGAGGUGCCGAUCUCUUUCGUAGACAGAGUUUAUGGAGAGUCCAAACUUGGAGGAAACGAGAUUGUGUCGUUUGUGAAAGGACUGCUCACUCUGUUCGCCACCACAUGACCCCCGCAUCUGUCACAUGACCCUGGUCCUGUCACAUGACCAGGGAAUCCCUGGAAAACCUGGUUUAGUUCUGGUCUAGUCUUGGUUUAGACCUGGUUUAGACCUGGUUUAGACCUGGUUUAGACCUGGUUUAGACCUGGUUUAGACCUGGUUUAGACCUGGUUUAGACCUGGUUUAGUCCUGGUUUAGUCCUGGUUUAGUCCUGCACAAGAGGGCGGAGGGACGUAUCUUUUAAAUGUAGGGGGCAAGUACAGAAACAGACUGAGGUUUGAUUUUAGGUUUAGUUAUUGUAAAUAAAAACUGUGCAUCACAUUCCAGCUGCAUUAAGGUUUUUACUUGUGUUUGACUCCACAGACAGAACUACACAAAAUGACUCCACGAGAAACUCUGUUCAUAAUGUUUUGGCUGAUGUUCUGUAUUAGCUGUGCUCUGGACUAGGUCACUGCUGCUACAUUUGUGGAUUUAUCUUUAAACUUGUCAAAUAAUCAAAACACAAGAGUUUGUUUGGUUUAAACUCAUGUAAAUUUGCUCCAAACAGAGAUGCCUGUUAAAUAUGAGUUUCCUCUGUUUCUGCUUCAGCUGUGAAAUAAAUGAAUCAUGUUCUGUGAGUUCUCAUGUUUUGUUUAUUAAAGCCCCAUAUUCCUCUGAU